Molecule: messenger RNA, 1779 nt
Organism: Daphnia pulicaria
Lineage: Eukaryota; Metazoa; Arthropoda; Branchiopoda; Diplostraca; Daphniidae
Product: CTD small phosphatase-like protein 2
Exons: 5
Coding region: 161-1396 (411 amino acids)
Molecular function (GO): phosphoprotein phosphatase activity
Source: RefSeq, a predicted model, not a curated record
CCGAAAAGUAGGCCAUCCAUAAAAGAGGGCGCACUGGGCGCUUGGUUGACUGGUUCUGCAUUUUCGCUUCAACUGUCGAAAGACUUUCGAUACAUUUUCAACUACGAGUCCAAGUUAAGCUCAAGAGCGUAACUAGGGCUUGGAAAAAUUAGUUUAGAAAAUGAUCACUCGCAGUCUUAGGAAAAAGCUAUCGCCAGUUAAAAGGGUAGCUAGAGCGAAAGCUUCGGCGCCCAAAUCUCCACCAAACUCUGUUCUACCCAAGCAGCCGUCGCCGCGCAGCAAGAAACGCGCCAAACGAAGUGUCAAAAUUCGCGGUGGGACAAGGAUUUCCCCUUCAUCGGUUAACAGUAGGAAAGCAGCUUUGAACAGAAAUAACAAAUCUUUUUCCUCAGAAAUGGUACAAUCUACAAGAGUCUUGAUCGAGUCCAAAAGCUUGGAGAGAACAUCCAAGAGUCAUUCUAAAACUGCAGCAAAGAUGGAGCCUGUGAGUGUUGUAGUCAGUACGGAUCAAGAUGAAAAAGAGAAUAGUCCUGAAAUAUCUGUCUGCCAGAAUGGUGGUGCAGUUGGUACAACUACAGACUUGUACUGUACGCAGGAUCUUGUCUAUACUGCAAGCAACGAAAAUGAAACAGAAGAUAAUUUUCUCCUUUGUGAAGAAGUAAUGUCUACCAAAGAAGUAUUCAUCACUCAAGCCCAUGAAGCACCUGUUACUGAUGAAGCAACAUACAUCAGGCGAGAAGAAAUUGAAAUUGAGCCAUUCGAUCCCUUCUACUUCAUCAAGCAUCUUCCUCCUUUGACUCCUCAAAUGCAAAGACAGUGCCCAGCUCUUCCGCUGAAAACAAGAAGCAGCCCCACAUUUUCACUGGUUUUAGAUCUUGAUGAAACACUUGUGCACUGCAGCUUAGAGGAAUUGGAAGAUGCUGCUUUCAGUUUUCCUGUCUUCUUUCAGGAUACGACAUACCAGGUGUUUGUACGAACCCGACCACAUUUUCGGGAAUUUCUCGAGCGAGUGUCACAAAUUUUCGAAGUCAUUUUGUUUACCGCGUCCAAAAAAGUUUAUGCUGACAAGUUAUUAAAUUUGUUGGAUCCACAGCGUCGUUGGAUCAAGUAUCGGUUGUUUCGAGAACAUUGCGUUUGUGUUAACGGUAAUUAUAUUAAAGAUUUGACUAUUCUUGGACGCGACUUAUCGCGCACAAUUAUCAUCGAUAACUCACCCCAAGCAUUUGGAUACCAACUUGAAAAUGGUAUUCCGAUCGAAAGCUGGUUUGUAGACCAGACAGAUCAGGAACUUUUGAAAUUGAUUCCGUUUCUUGUAAACCUGGUCAAUAUGAAUCAAGAUGUUCGGCCGUAUAUACGUGAAAAGUACAGACUAUUCUCUUAUUUGCCUCCUGAUUAACUAAAGACAGACGAUUUAGCGAAUACUCAAUGUGUGCAAUUGACAUCCUCAAUUAUUUUUUAAACGGACCGUUUGUCUACAGACUCUGACCUUCUAUUUCUUGAAAACAUGAGCAUUUAUUCUCUGGCAGAGCAACUUUUUGUUGCGUUUUAAAUGGUUUUCGGCCAUUGUUUUAGCCGAAUGUUUUAUGUGUAAACUAUAUACACACUAGAGACCAAAUUUAGCAGGUGUACCUGGCUGUUCAUUGCCUGACUUGAACCCCGGUUAUUUUUUUUCUCCUCUUUUGCUGCCUCGUUCAUCUCCCCAGUUUGUUGUGUAUGUUGACUCAAUCGAGAAGUGAAUGGUAAAACAAUUAAUAGACAGAAAUAACAGUGGUCAAUCAU